AUGUGGUUCUCCCCAAGAGCAGAGAACCAGAGCUCAGUGGGGGAGAGGGAAUUAGAGAAGUCACCUCCACGGAAAGGGCCUGUCACAUUUCUGCAGCUCCUGCAGGCAUCUACCCCCACCAGGCUCUCAUUUGCCUCCAGGCUUUCCAAGGUUCUGGCCACCGCCCGCCCCGCGCGGUUCCGGGAAGCCGCCGCCGCCCGUUGCCCUUCGCGCGCAGCCGCCAGCGCGCGCCUCGUGUCCCACCACGCAGAUGGCCGGCCCGAGCCCCCAACGCCCGCGAGCAGUUUCGAGCCCCCAGCGCCCGCGAGCGUUAGCUCGUCCCCGGGACGCUUGGAGACCGAAAAGCCGCAACGAAAGGCGCCCCGCGGGCAAUGGCCGAGCUCGGCUCUCCUUCCACCCUCCCGCCGGGACACACGCGGAGCCGAGCGGGGGUCCCAGGCGCCUAGUGGGAGGGGUUCCCGCGCCCAGGGCGGCCUGGCGGGGAGGACGAGUCGGGUGCCCUGCGCCUCAAAACCCUGGUCCACGAUUCUGCGGUUGGGGGAGCUGGGCAGCCGGCGCAGCAGAAGCCGGGCCCCGUCCACAAGUUUCCUACGAGCAGGGCGGAAUCGACGAAAAUACUUCAUACAAACAAGCAACAGGAAAAAACAAAAAAGGAAAACUAACCUGAAGAGCACGCACGAGUCAGAUUUUCACCCCAAAUACAAACACGAUACCUCUAGAAGCAGGAGACCAAUACAGGGACCGCGCUCCGAGGACACGCGGCGCCGCGGAGGAAGAAAAAGGGCCCAGGGCCGAGAGCGAAGGCUCCGGGAACCGGGCGUGGGAGGAGGGCGGAGCCAACUCCCCACAAGGAAGUCUUGUGCAACUCUCAGGCGCCUGCAGCCACGUGAGCGCGCGGCUUUCAUUUUACUCAGGUCUCAACUGCUUCUUACCAAUGUUAAUUCCACUGACUACUAUCAGAAUCUGAUGAGCAAUCCACUCAUCAGAGAAGCUGUUUCUACACUCUCUGAAUGACCAUUUUAUAGAUGCUGGGAAAAAAUUGUAUUAAAGACUGUGAGUUAGCUGGGCUUGGUGGCUCAUGCCUGUAAUCCCAGCACUUUGUGAAGCCAAGGCGGGAGCAUCGAUUGAGCCUAGCAGUUCAAGACCAGCCUUGGCAGCAUAGCGAGACCCUGUCUCUACAAAAAAUUUUAAAAUUAGCCAGGUGUGGUGGUGUGCACCUAUAGUCUUAGCUACUUGGGAAGCUGAGGUGGAAGGAUUACUUCAGCCUAGGAGGUUGAGGUUGCAGUGAGCUGGAAUCAAACCACUGCCCUUCAGCCUGGGUGACAGAAGAGGACCCUGUCUCUUAAAAAAAAAAAAAAAGUCGUGGACUUUGUUAUCCUUAUGCAUAUGACUCAUCAAUAUAUCUGUACUUCCAUAUAGAAAGAACACUUAGACUGGGCGCAGUGACUGAUGCCUGUAAUCCCAGCAUUUUGGGAGGCCAAGCCUGGCAGAUCACUUGAGGCCAGGAGUUCAAGACCAGCCUGGCCAACAUGGCGAAACCCUGUCUCUACUAAAAAAUACAAAAAUUAGCCUGGUAUGGUGGCACACGCCUAUAAUCCCUGCUACUCCAGAGGCUGAGGAAUGAGAAUAGUUUGAACCUGGGAGGUGGAGGUGGCAGUGAAUCAAGAUCGCUUCACUGCACUCCAGCCUGGGCGACAGAGUGAGACUCCAUUUCAAGAAAGAAAGAAAUAAAUAAAAUAAGGCUGGGCGCGGUGGCUCACCCCUGUAAUCUCAGCACUUUGGGGGGCCGAGGCGGGCGGAUCAUGAGGUCAGGAGAUUGAGACCAUCCUGGCUAACACGGUGAAACCCCGUCUUUACUAAAAAUACAAAAAAUUAGCCGGGCGAGGUGGCGGGCUCCUGUAGUCCUAGCUACUCGGGAGGCUGAGGCAGGAGAAUGGCGUGAACCCCCGGGGGGCGGAGCCUGCAGUGAGCCGAGAUCAUGCCACUGCACUCCAGCCUGGGUGACAGCGAGACUCCAUCUCAAAAAAAAAUAAAAAUAAAAAAAUAAAAAUAAAAUAAAAGAGAACACUUAGGAACAUGCUAUAGAAAACUUAAAUUAUAGAUGUCAAAAAUUUAAUCUGUUAUUUGUUACUGGAAUAUGUUCAUUCUUGCACUUGGGACUAGACUUAGAGUAUUUUAGAAAUUGCAAACCAAAUAAUGAAGCUCCCAUGUAGAUUUGACUCAGAAAAACACAGAACACUGUGCGGAACACCAUCCCUUUUCUCACCUUAUACCGCUAUUCUGCCUCCUCCAUCCCUGGAAACAAGGCAACAGUCCUCUUUUGUGGUUACACAGUACCCUGCUUUAGACAUUCUAACUGCCUUCAUCCUCUCAAAACUAGAUAAUUUAGGUAAGACUUAAGAAGUUUCAGACUGCUGGCCGGACACGGUGGCUCACGCCUGUAAUCCCAGCACUUUGGGAGGCCAAGGUGGGUGGAUCACCUGAGGUUGGGAGUUUAAGACCAGCCUGACCAACAUGGAGAAACCCCGUCUCUACUGAAAAUACAAAAAUUAGCUGGGCGUAGGAAAUAUAUGUAUUUCCAUAAAGUAUUGAGUCUUCUGUUUAAUCACAUCAGUAGGAAUCUAAAAGCGAUUUUGGAUUUUUUUUUUUUUUUUUUGAGAUGGAGUCUUGUUCUGUCGCCCAGGCUGGUGUGCUGUGGUGCAAUCUCGGCUCACUGCAACCUCCGCCUCCCGGGUUCAAGCGAUUCUCCUGCCUCAGCCUCGUGAGUAGCUGGGACUACAGGUGUGUGCCAUCACGCCCAGCUAAUUUUUGUAUUUUUAGGUUUCACCAUGUUGGCCAGGAUGGUCUUGAUCUCUUGACCUCAUGAUCCGCCCGCCUUGGCCUCCCAAAGUGCUGGGAUUACAGACAUGAGCCACCGCAC
This is a messenger RNA of Symphalangus syndactylus (siamang), 2920 nucleotides long. RefSeq lists its product as uncharacterized. NCBI's taxonomy places the organism in Eukaryota, Metazoa, Chordata, Mammalia, Primates, Hylobatidae. The record is from RefSeq and is a predicted model, not a curated record.